Plasmodium fragile is the source of this 1233-nucleotide messenger RNA. RefSeq lists its product as uncharacterized. NCBI's taxonomy places the organism in Eukaryota, Apicomplexa, Aconoidasida, Haemosporida, Plasmodiidae. The record is from RefSeq and is a predicted model, not a curated record. The transcript is spliced from 2 exons. Bases 1 to 1233 code for a protein of 410 amino acids.
AUGAGCCUGACACACCAUGAGAGCAACCUAUACGAGCAGUCACUAAAAAUCACGAAGAAGAUAAAGGAGAAAAUUACAAACCGGAAGGGAUUCAAGGAGGACUUCAAACAGGUCAAGGUGAAAUCUGUGCCGUACAAAUACCUGCAGCGUAAUUACAAAACGAUAUGUAUGUCUGUGGGGUGUUGCAUCAACACGUUCCUCUACUUUAGCUUUUGCUUCAUCCUCAACAGGAUAAUUGAGCGUGUCCUGUUUGCUGCUCUGUCCAGGGUGUCUGAGUAUGAUUAUACCAAGGGAUUGGUGGGGGGGUCCGUCAAGGCCACGGUUAUCCUGUUCCUGUGGUUCCGGCACUGCUCGGGUGGCUACGACGGCGACCCCUUUUUUCACUUUUUCAAGAGCAGGCUUAAUCUGAUUGGAAGGGGCGAAGCGAAGGUCAUAUUCGUGUCUAACCUGGUCGGGACGCUGCUCUACCUCGGAGUGAUGAAAUUGCUUGUAGGGCAAGGCCCGCCGUCGUCCAUCAGCGCUACCAUACUAGAGAGGAUACAAAAUGGGCAGGUCACAAACAGCAGAUCGCUCCUCACCUCUUUUUUGUUCCCCCAACUACCAGCUGUAGUGAAGAAUGCCCUUGUGCAGCUGAUCAUACUAACAUGUCCUCACGUGAGCAGCGGCAGCAAGUAUUCGAAUAAAACCUUUUUCAACAACAUGGACCUAUACUCUUCCAUUGUGAUGGACACAUAUUUGAAUGAAAUGAUUUGCUCCUUUUUGAAUUACGUCUUACUGUAUAUUUAUUUGUUCACGAAGGAUAAUUUACCUUACCAGUUAGAAAUUAACCUCCUCUUAACUCAAAUCGUUUUACUCUUUUCUGCUAGAUGCUACAACAUUGUGAGUGGUCCUUUUAUGAGUCUGAGUUGGAUCUUAAAUGAAGCCUUUUCAAUGAGGUAUCAUUUUGUCUUUUCUCUUUUUUUAAUUAUUUUUCAUUAUUUGGGUUAUAAGUUAGCUAGCUAUUUUUUGGGACCACCCAAUCUGUCCCUAGUAGAUGCAGCCACUUAUUACAAAAAUGUUAAGCAGGAGACGCUUCAAAAAAAUUUGAACAGUGCAACGGGGCGAGUAAACAUCUCUCGUGUGCCCAAUGAUAGCGUGGCGCCAAGUGAAGUCGAGGACACAUACCUGGGACGCUUCUUUCAGAGGUGCUUCCUGUGGUGCGGGGUCCCUACCUCAGGGAAGAAAACGGCCUAA